Xylona heveae TC161 is the source of this 1649-nucleotide messenger RNA. RefSeq names its product peptidase M22, glycoprotease. Lineage: Eukaryota; Fungi; Ascomycota; Xylonomycetes; Xylonales; Xylonaceae. The coding region runs from base 166 to 1215 and encodes 349 amino acids. The record is from RefSeq and is a predicted model, not a curated record. The transcript is spliced from 4 exons. Gene Ontology annotation, cellular component: EKC/KEOPS complex; cytoplasm. Gene Ontology annotation, biological process: tRNA threonylcarbamoyladenosine modification.
AACCAAAUACCAACAGGUGACCGCACCGAAUUCCGUAUAGAGAAAAAAGGGUCCGUCGUCAUUAGGCGAUUGUCCCUGCUCCUACAACAUCUUUCAGUUUUGUUUGGAUAUGCCAGGAGCAUCUUCUCAUUUAUAUCGGCCUGGAAUUUCUCCUUUGCUUGCAUCAUGAUUGCCAUCGGUCUUGAGGGGUCCGCCAACAAGCUCGGUGUUGGACUAAUCCGACAUCCUCCCAAAGGCGGGCCCGCGCAGAUACUUGCUAAUAUUCGCCAUACAUAUAAUUCACCUCCCGGAGAAGGAUUCUUGCCAAAGGACACCGCAAAGCACCACCGUUCCUGGGUUGUCAACCUAGUGAAGCAAGCACUGAAGGAAGCAGGUGUAUCGGCUGCCGAUGUAGAUUGCAUCUGCUACACGAAGGGCCCAGGCAUGGGUGCCCCUCUACAGAGUGCAGCAAUUGCUGCAAGAAUGCUAAGUUUGCUUUGGGAUAAGCCUCUGGUUGGAGUGAACCAUUGCGUUGGUCAUAUUGAGAUGGGUCGCGAAAUCACUGGCGCAAACAACCCUGUCGUGCUCUAUGUCAGCGGAGGAAAUACUCAGGUCAUUGCAUACGCAGAACAAAGGUACCGCAUAUUCGGGGAAGCGCUAGACAUUGCCGUCGGAAACUGUCUUGACAGGUUUGCGCGCACCCUUGAGAUCCCCAAUGACCCUGCGCCAGGCUAUAAUAUCGAACAGCUUGCCAAAAAGGGAAAGCAUCUGCUGGAUCUUCCGUAUACGGUCAAAGGCAUGGACUGUUCAUUCUCAGGUAUUCUUGCAAGUAUCGACGUGCUUGCCGCUCAACUGAAAGCAAACCCCAACCAAACGGACGCACUUACAGGAGAGCCCAUUACUGCUGCCGAUCUUUGCUUCAGUUUGCAAGAGACAGUGUUCGCGAUGCUUGUGGAAAUUACAGAGCGCGCAAUGGCUCACGUAGGCUCAAAUCAGGUGCUUGUCGUUGGCGGUGUCGGCUGCAACGAGCGCCUACAAGAGAUGAUGGGUUUGAUGGCCAAGGAUAGGGGCGGCAGUGUAUAUGCCACAGAUGAAAGAUUCUGCAUAGAUAACGGCAUAAUGAUUGCACAUGCGGGUCUACUUGCUUAUCGAACGGGCUGUCAAACGGCCCUGAAUGACAGUACAUGCACACAAAGAUAUCGGACCGAUGAAGUACUCGUCAAGUGGAGGGAUUGAGUCAACUUUAGGCCGAGUAUUGAUAUAUUUCAAGACUAAAACUUGCGCAUUUGGUCUCGGUUUUAAAAAAGCGCGUUUUGGGGCAAGCCAUCCCUGCUGCCGCGUGUGAAGUUGGUUUGCGUCUAGGCCCAUCACCAAGGGAUGAUAGAACGUUAAAAUACUUCCUCGCUGAUGAGGUAUGUGUAAGGAGAAAGAGGCUAGCAGGGAAUAAAAGGUAGAGGUACAUUGCGACCUCCGCCAUGUAGGGAAUUUUGGGGAGGAGAAUAGAAGAAACGCGAAUAAGACAACCCGUGUUAACCACUUCUUCGAUCUCUUCCUUCACCCUUCUCGCCUUGCCUGCUAAGCCCAGCAGCCAGUCGAAACGCCAAGCCUUAGAUAAAUAAGCUAAGAGGAUUUUAAAGUCACCUCACAAAAUUAUGUACAAAUUUUGACAU